UGAAGCCGACUCUCACUUUCUAGACAGGAAAAGCUGCGGGCGCAGCCAAUCGGGGUGCAGCUGCCAGCAUCUGGGGCGUCUGGCUGGCGGUUGUCGUGCAAUGGAGACCUUCCCAGGCGGGCUGCGGGGAUCGCCAGGGCUGUAGCUGCCUCUCUCCACCGGCCAGUUGGAGCCCCAGGCAGCAGCUCUCGCAACAUAGGCCUUCAGCUGGCCAACCCAUAAUGCUCCCGUGUGCCUCCCAUCUGGCCUGUCCCCGCAAAGCUCCUCCUCGGCCGUGACUCCCUUGGCCACGCGCAAGAGGAGCCUUCCUGCUCGACAGAACUAAAAAUGUGACCUCUUCAAGGAGCACCAUGGAGUCCUUCGGGGUGGUUGCGGAGUACGACGCUCCUCCCAGUCCCACCCCAGGUCAGCUGGAGGGGCUGGGGGAUGAGGAACCCAUGGAGCCAGGAGAGGAGCAGAGCCUUCUCACCCCUGGAGACCUCGGAGAACCAGGCCCGGCCGACCCUUCAAGGACUUCCUCCAGGGACACCAGGGAACCUUGGAUCAAAGUCAACCUUUCGAGUCGCAAGCUGUCCUUGCAGGAAAAGUCUCCCUCCGUCCAGUCCCCCAGCGGGAACAUGGGGGUCAACGGCCGCUACAUUUAUCCUUCCCUUCCUUACUCCCCUGUCACCUCCCCACACUCCUCCCCGCGUCUGCCCCGGAGGCCCACCAUCGAGUCCCACAGAGUGUCCAUCACGGGGUUGCAGGAUUGUGUGCAGCUCAAUCAAUACACUCUGAAGGAUGAAAUUGGAAAGGGCUCCUACGGUGUUGUGAAGCUGGCGUACAAUGAAGAUGACAACACUUACUAUGCAAUGAAAGUGCUUUCGAAGAAGAAGCUGAUGAGACAAGCAGGCUUCCCACGCCGGCCUCCUCCCCGGGGCGCAAAACUGCCCCUGGAAGGCUUCUGCCAACCCAGAGGACCCAUUGAGCAGGUCUACCAAGAGAUCGCCAUCUUGAAGAAGCUGGACCACCCAAACAUUGUCAAGCUGGUGGAGGUACUGGAUGACCCCACCGAAGAUCACUUAUACAUGGUAUUCGAACUUGUGAAAAAAGGGCCAGUGAUGGAAGUUCCCAACCUGAGACCUCUAACUGAAGACCAGGCACGAUUCUAUUUCCAAGACCUGAUCAAAGGCAUUGAAUAUUUACACUACCAAAAAAUUAUCCACCGGGAUAUUAAACCAUCCAACCUUUUGGUGGGAGAGGACGGUCACAUCAAAAUUGCCGAUUUCGGCGUGAGCAAUGAAUUCAAAGGAUCGGACGCCCUCUUAACCAACACGGUGGGCACGCCAGCAUUUAUGGCCCCAGAGACGCUCUCUGAAACCAGAAAAAUAUUUUCAGGAAAGGCUUUAGAUGUCUGGGCAAUGGGAAUCACACUGUACUGUUUUGUCUUCGGACAGUGUCCUUUUAUGGAUGAGCGGAUCCUCAGUCUGCACAGCAAAAUCAAGAGCCAAAUGCUGGAAUUUCCGGACCAACCAGACAUUUCUGACGAGCUGAAGGAUCUAAUAACCCAGAUGCUGGAUAAAAAACCCGAAUUCAGGAUCACCAUCCCAGAAAUUAAGCUGCAUGUGUGGGUCACCAAGAAUGGCACCGAACCGCUGCCCACCGAAGAUGAAAAUUGCACGCUCAUCGAGGUGACGGAAGAAGAGGUGGAGAACUCGAUCAAGCACAUCCCCAGCUUAGCCACCGUGAUCCUGGUAAAAUCCAUGAUCAGGAAAAGAUCUUUUGGGAAUCCGUUUGAAGGGAGUAGAAGAGAAGAAAGAGGCCUGUCCGCACCAGACCGACAGACUUACUUGAUCAGAAAACAAAGCAGCGAAGAAGCUUUCCGUGCCACAAACGAUCUGCCAAACGUCAGCGAAGACGAACUGCUUUCUUGAAGAAGAA
This is a messenger RNA of Pseudonaja textilis, 1920 nucleotides long. It is a transcript of the gene CAMKK2, whose product is annotated as calcium/calmodulin dependent protein kinase kinase 2. Gene Ontology annotation, biological process: protein phosphorylation; CAMKK-AMPK signaling cascade. Lineage: Eukaryota; Metazoa; Chordata; Lepidosauria; Squamata; Elapidae. The record is from RefSeq and is a predicted model, not a curated record. Gene Ontology annotation, molecular function: ATP binding; protein serine/threonine kinase activity.